AUGGCACUCGCCGGUCAUAUUAUGUACUGGAACCCGAAGGAUGAGUCUCUGAAACCUCUCGUAAUGCAAAUUUACCGGACGUUUAUAAGCAUUGGGUUCAGUUGUCGAGGAUGUCUCCUCGACGCCCUCUCAACGCUCGACGCGAUGUCGCUGCUCAACCCUUCGUCUGGCAUACUUCCUGCGAUGACCGCUGAUAACUCUGUCAGUGAUGCUGAGAGGCGCGCUGAGAUAUUGCGUACCCUGCAAGACGAACGCUCUCUCGACAAAUCGAGUCUUUACCACCUGGAUUCUGCUGUCGAUCUCGAUACGGCAGCCUCAGCUUCUUCUUUUGACUUGCCUUCCGUCUUGAAGGGCAACGAGCGGAUGCGCCGUCGGUCCGAACUUUCGCGUGUGAAGGCUCCCGCGGUUGAGACCAUCGAGCUUGCCCCUCUUCCGCCGAUUGAGGAACGAGCGCACGAACAAGCUAGCGUCGGUCAUGCCACAGGUAUAUCUGGUGAGCCGUCGCUGGGCAAAGUAGCGGGAGGAGAUCCCGAGUUAGCACCACCAUUAUCAUAUGUGCCAUCCACAAUUACGGAGGAUACAAGUUCUGCUGUGGGUGUGAUCUCGCAUGCGCAACGAGCCAAGUAUCGCUUGAACAGCCGGAUCCAAUUCGCGGCGUUGUGCUAUUGCUUUUUCUUGGAAGGCUGGAAUGACGGUUCUACUGGUCCAUUAUUGCCCCGUAUUCAGCGGAACUAUGGUAUUGGGUUCGCGAUCGUGUCGCUGCUUUUCGUCACCAACUGCAUUGGUUUUUUAAGUGGUGCGAUGAUGAAUGUGUACUUGAAUCACAAAUUUGGUUUCGGUAAAGUCUUAGUUAUAGGAUCAAUUUUUCAGCUGGCUGCCUACGUGCUCUUGGCACCUGGAGGACCUUUCCCAAUCAUGUGUGUUGCAUUUUCGUUUGCAGGGUUCGGCAUAGCACUGCAGAAUGCCCAAGCAAAUGGGUUCGUCGGAAGUUUGAAGGAGCAUGCACGAACUAAGUUUGGCUUCUUACACGCAUCAUAUGGCCUUGGAGCUCUGGUUGCGCCACUGGUAGCGACGUAUUUUUCCACUGCGCGACAUUGGUCAUUUCACUAUUUGAUCUCUGCGUGUAUCGCUGUGAGCAAUACAAUAGUUCUCUCUGCUGUUUUCCGCUUCAAAACACAGGACGAUGUCAUGGCCGAGGCGGGUCAGGCAGCGGAAGAGCCUGUCACAAGCGAUAACUUGUAUCAUCAAAUCAUGCGCCUCAAGGAGGUACAUUACUUGGCAAUCUUUUCGCUUAUAUAUGUUGGAGUAGAAGUCUCCAUCGGGGGAUGGAUUGUAACUUUCAUUGAGCAAGAGCGAGGCGGAGGUGCUAGUGCUGGAUACAUUUCCUCCGGAUUUUUUGGUGGGUUGAUGUUAGGUCGCAUCAUAUUGAUGUGGCUAAAUCGCAAGAUAGGAGAACGCUGGGUCAUUGUUCUCUAUGCCCUCAUCGUCAUCGGUUUGGAAGUGACCGUGUGGGUUGUGCCGUCGCUCUUUGAGAACGCCAUCGCCGUGUCCUUCAUCGGAUUGCUAAUGGGACCCAUGUACCCAAUACUUAUGAACCACUCGACCUACAUCCUGCCUAAGUGGUUGCUGACGGGCUGUCUGGGCUACAUCGCUGGUGUUGGCCAGGCAGGCUCGGCCGUCUUACCAUUUAUCACAGGUCUCUUGUCGUCCAAGUUUGGGAUUGCGUCUUUGCAGCCUUUUAUUGUGUCGAUGAUGUCGACUAUGAUUGUUCUAUGGGCUCUGGUUCCGAAGAAGCGUCGGAUCGAAUAA
Fibroporia radiculosa is the source of this 1809-nucleotide messenger RNA. RefSeq lists its product as uncharacterized. The coding region runs from base 1 to 1809 and encodes 602 amino acids. NCBI's taxonomy places the organism in Eukaryota, Fungi, Basidiomycota, Agaricomycetes, Polyporales, Fibroporiaceae. Gene Ontology annotation, biological process: transmembrane transport. The record is from RefSeq and is a predicted model, not a curated record. Gene Ontology annotation, molecular function: transmembrane transporter activity. The transcript has 12 exons. Gene Ontology annotation, cellular component: membrane.